Molecule: messenger RNA, 1161 nt
Organism: Microsporum canis CBS 113480
Lineage: Eukaryota; Fungi; Ascomycota; Eurotiomycetes; Onygenales; Arthrodermataceae
Product: ecm33
Exons: 3
Coding region: 1-1161 (386 amino acids)
Cellular component (GO): plasma membrane; cell wall
Source: RefSeq, a predicted model, not a curated record
AUGGGCUUCACCAAGUACAUCGUCCCGGCUCUGGCUAUUGCCAGUCUGGCGUUUGCUGAUAAGUCUUGUGAGGGAGACAUCACCAUUGAGAACCAGCAGGAUGCCUCCAAGCUCAGCAGCUGCUCUACCUGGGAUGGAGACAUCACAAUCAGCAACGUCGUCAACUCUGCUAUCAGCCUCGACGGCGUUCAGAAGAUCACCGGAUCCCUCAGCAGCAAGAACUCCAGCAUCACCGAGUUCUCUGCUUCCAAGCUCACCUCCAUCGGAGACUCCUUCACUAUUAACACCUGUACCGCCUUGAGAUCUCUCCAGUUCGACUCCCUCACCGCUGUCAAGUUCAUCAACUUUGAGGCUCUACCCAAGCUCCAGGCCCUCGGCUUUACCAAGGGUGUCUCCAAGGCUGAGCGUGUCCGCGUCACCAACACUGAUCUCACCUCUCUCGAUGGCAUCAAUCUCGAGUCUGUUACCGACAUGGAGGUCACCAACAACCCUCACUUGAUGAUGGUCAAUGUCAAUCAGAUCACCAAUGCUACCGGUUACAUCAACUUCGCUGCCAACAACAAGGAUCUCAAGAUCAGUUUCCCAAACCUUCAGGGUGCUCACAACAUGACUUUCCGCAACGCCAGCAGCGUCUCCAUUCCUUCUCUUGAGACGAUGGACGGUCUCCUUGGAUUCUACUCCAACUUCUUUGAAGAUAUCUUCGCCCCCAACCUCACCAAAACCGGUGACCUUGUCCUCGCUGACAACUCCGCCCUCAGUAACUUCUCUUUCCCAGUCCUCAAGACUGUCAAGGGUGCUUUCCAGGUUGCCAACAACACCAACCUAAAGGCUAUUGACGGCACCCCCAAGCUUGAGACUAUCAGCGGUGCCCUCGACUUGAGUGGUAAAUUCGACACUGUCAAGCUCCCCGCCCUCAAGGAAGUCCGUGGUGACACCAACGUCCAGAGCACCGAGUCCUUCGGCUGCGAACCAUUCGACAAGCUCAAGUCUGACGAUGUCGUCCGCGGUAAGCUCACCUGUCGUGAGAAGCAAGACAAGCCAAAGACCGGCGACGAAUCCGACAGUGGCUCUUCUACCUCUUCUGGUGCUGCCGAUCCCUUCGCCCAGGCCCCGGCUGGAUUCCUCCUUGGUCUCCUUGGUGCUCUCCAGUUCCUCUUGUAA